Orbilia oligospora ATCC 24927 is the source of this 1200-nucleotide messenger RNA. RefSeq lists its product as uncharacterized. The transcript has a single exon. NCBI's taxonomy places the organism in Eukaryota, Fungi, Ascomycota, Orbiliomycetes, Orbiliales, Orbiliaceae. The record is from RefSeq and is a predicted model, not a curated record. Bases 1 to 1200 code for a protein of 399 amino acids.
AUGCAUUCCAAAAUCCUCAUAUCCGCUGUCCUCGCAGCUCUCACUGCCGCCCCACAAGCCUGGGCCCACGGUCUCGUCGAAAGCGCCGUUGGUGAUGUUGGCACAGCCAAAAGCAAGGGUCUCGGUGUCGUCGACUCCACUCCAAGAGAUGGAACCCGCCGAAACCCCUUCCAACAAGAUUCCACAAUCUUCAGAAACCAAAGAACCGUCGCCGCUGCUAAAGGUUGCGGUACCACCCUCGGUGGGGGUGCAAACAGUGUCAGCGGAGCCGUCCCAGCCAUGGCUCAAGCCGGUGCAAUCGCCCAAGUCAGCCCCGGUGGUACUCUAUCCAUGAGUCUUAGACAGGUCAACGCCGACGGUGCCGGUCCUUACACAUGCAUGAUCGAUGCUACUGGUACCGGUGCCUCGUUCACCGAAAUCACUGUUACUCAGAACGUUCCAGGACGUAAUGGUAAUAACCGACAGGGUCAAAGAACUGUUCAUCCGUUGACAGUUCAGAUGCCUGCUGGUAUGCAGUGCACUGGAAGCAUGGGUGGGAUGGAUAACCUGUGUAUCGUUCGUUGUCAAAAUACUGCCCGAGCCGGUCCAUUCGGUGGAUGUGUUCCUGUUCAGAUGGUGGCUCCUAAUGCUCAACAACCUAACUUACCGGCUAAUGGUGGUCUUCCUGCAAAUGGUGGUCUGCCAGUCCCUGUUUCUUCUGUUAUUGCCGCUCCAUCUGCUGCUCCGAUCGCCAAUGUUCCAGUCGGAGAUGCUAAUGGUGGUAACUUCAACAAUGGUGGGAAUAACAACAAUGGUGGGAAUAACAACAACGGUGGAAACAAUGGUGGAAACAAUGGCGGAAAUAACGGUGGAAACAAUGGCGGAAAUAACGGUGGAAACUUGAACAACAAUGGUGGAAACAACGGAGGAAACAACGGUGGCAACUUCAACAAUGGCGGUAACAAUGGCGGUAACAAUGGCGGUAACAACGGUGGUAACAACGGUGGUAACAAUGGUGGUAACAACGGUGGAAACAACGGUGGAAACAAUGGUGGAAACAACGGCGGCAACAACGGCGGCAAUAACGGCGGCAAUAACGGCGGAAACAACAAUGGAAACUUCAACAACGGUGGAAACAACGGCUUCGCCAACAACAAUGGCGGAAACGGUAACUUCAACCGCCGCCUCGCCCGCCAGAAGAGAUGGCAAUGGAAGGCUUAA